AUACAAGACUGUGAUUGAUGCCUGCUCCCUGCAGCCUGAUGUAGACCUCCUGCCCUUCGGAGACCAGACGGAGAUCGGAGAGAGGGGGAUCAACCUGAGUGGAGGCCAGAGGCAGAGGAUAUGUGUGGCUCGGGCUCUCUACCAGAACACCAACAUCGUCUUCCUGGAUGACCCGUUCUCAGCGCUGGACAUCCACCUGAGUGACCACCUGAUGCAGGAGGGCAUCCUGAAGUUCCUACAGGAUGAUAAACGCACCGUGGUCUUGGUCACACACAAACUGCAGUACCUCAUCCACGCUGACUGGAUCAUAGCCAUGAAGGAUGGCUCAGUGCUGAGGGAAGGCACUCUGAAGGACAUCCAGACUCAUGAUGUAGAGCUGUAUGAACACUGGAAGACCCUGAUGAACAGACAGGACCAGGAACUAGAGAAGGACACUGAGAUUGAUAACUGUCAGACUGCUCUGGAGAGGAAGACCCUGAGAAGAGCUUUCUACUCCAGAGAGGCCAAGAACCAGGUCGACGAUGACGAAGAAGAGGAGGAAGAGGAGGAGGAAGAGGACGACAACAUGUCGACGACCACCAGUCGGCGCUCUAAGAUCCCGUGGAGGGUGUGCUGGCAGUACCUGUCCUCUGGUGGCUUCCUCAUGGUCUUCCUCAUGGUCUUCUCCAAGCUGCUGAAACACUCCGUCAUGGUCGCCAUCGACUACUGGCUGGCCGAAUGGACUGCUAAUGCCGAUGGCCCAGUCAAUGGGACUGCUAAUGGCGAUGGCCCAGUCAAUGGGACUGCUAUUGACGAUGCUAAUGGAUAUGCCCCAGACUUUGGAAAUGUUACAGGAGACUUUGUCAAUGCCUCUGCAGCAGCUGUCUUCUCCAAUCGGACAAACUCAGCGGCUGGUCUGCCUGACUCCUACUAUGUGCCAGUGUUUAUCAUCCUGUGUGGAGCGGGGAUAGCCCUGUGUCUGAUCACCUCUCUGACUGUGGAGUUCCUGGGUCUGUCUGCUGCUACCAACCUGCACCACAACCUGCUCAACAAGAUCAUCCACGCACCUAUCAGAUUCUUUGACGUGACCCCCUUGGGCCAGAUCCUGAACCGUUUCUCAGCUGACACCAACAUCAUAGAUCAGCACAUCCCUCCUACCCUGGAGUCUUUGACCCGCUCCACUCUGCUCUGCCUGUCAGCCAUCGGGGUCAUAGCGUUCGUCACCCCAAGCUUCCUCAUCGCUCUGAUUCCUCUGGCUGUGUCCUUCUACUUUAUACAGAAGUACUUCCGGGUCGCCUCAAAGGACCUUCAGGACUUAGAUGACUCCACCCAGCUUCCUCUGCUCUGCCACUUCUCUGAGACUGCAGAGGGACUCACCACCAUCCGAGCAUUCAGACAUGAAUCUCGAUUCAAGCAGAAGAUGCUGGAGCUGACAGAUACCAACAACACAGCCUACCUGUUCCUCUCUGCUGCCAACCGCUGGUUGGAGGUCAGAACGGACUACCUGGGUGCUGUCAUUGUGUUAACAGCAGCAGUAGCCUCAAUAUGGAGCUCUGGCAAGAGCCUUCCCUCUAGCAUGGUGGGGUUAGGCCUGACCUACGCCCUCACAGUGACCAACUACCUGAACUGGGUGGUGAGGAACCUGGCUGACUUAGAGGUCCAGAUGGCUGCUGUCAAGAAGGUCAACAGCUUCCUGAGUACAGAGUCUGAGAACUACGAAGGCUCCAUGGAUACCACCCAGGUCCCCGAGGACUGGCCCCAGCAUGGAGAGAUAAAGAUCCAGGAUCUGUGUGUCCGUUACGACCCCCUUCUGAAACCUGUCCUCAAACACGUCAAUGCCUACAUCAACCCCGGACAGAAGGUGGGCAUCUGUGGACGCACAGGAAGUGGAAAGUCCUCCCUCUCUCUGGCCUUCUUCAAUAUGGUCGACGUGUUUGAAGGGCGGAUCAUCAUUGAUGGUAUAGACAUCUGUAAGCUGCCCCUCCAGACCCUGAGGUCUCGUCUGUCCAUCAUCCUCCAGGACCCGGUGCUGUUCAGCGGAUCCAUCCGGUUUAACCUGGACCCAGAGCGUACCUGUACUGAUGACAGACUGUGGGAGGCGCUAGAAAUCGCCCAGCUGAAGAACAUGGUCAAAGCCCUUUCUGGGGGACUAGACGCGGUGGUGACAGAGGGAGGGGAGAACUUCAGUGUGGGUCAGAGGCAGUUGUUCUGUCUGGCCAGAGCCUUCGUCAGGAAGAGCUCCAUCCUCAUUAUGGAUGAAGCCACUGCAUCCAUCGACAUGGCAACGGAGAAUGUCUUACAGAAGGUGGUGAUGACAGCCUUCGCCGACCGAACAGUCGUCACUAUUGCACAUCGUGUCCACACCAUCCUGGAAGCUGACCUGGUGAUCGUGAUGAAGCGAGGGAACAUCUUAGAGAUGGACAAACCAGAGACCCUUCUGGAGAACGAGGACGGCAUGUUCGCUUCCUUCGUCAGGGCUGACAUGUAGGCCCACACACUGUCAGCCAGCACACCAUCAGUCUAUCAAUGAAUCAGCCUCCUCAGUGUUUCCCACAAUGCUUAGGUGGGGCGCAGAGUUCCAGAUAUUAUUACCAUUAUUGACUGAAGCUCAUACUGUAGGUUUUAGACAGGGGAAAUGGAGCCAGGCCGGUUGACCACCUCCACUUGGUAAUGGUAGUGGAAACACUGCUUCCCAAAGCACCACUGAUGGCCUUCUUGUGUUGAUUAUUGGUCAUGUAUUAGUUAUUGAGUUAUUGAUUGAAUGAGUGACCUAUUAACUUGGUCGUGUAAGGAUCACAAUCGGUCGUUAAAUAUGAUUACAAUUUUACAAAGUUUUACCUAAAUGUUUUAUGUUUUAAAUUAUAACUUUUGUUACAUUUAUUAGUAGAUGAUGUAUGUAUAUAUGUUACACCAUUAUUCAUAGGUAAGCAAUAAGCAGGUAUAGUGUAGUAUUACUACAUUGGUACGAACACUGUAGGGUAUAUCGCUGGAGCAUUUUUAGCCCGGUGACCCUUUGUCUGUCUGAUUAGAUGCGAUGCUGACUGAACCAUGGGACUGUGGACAUUUAGUGGUCACUGACUCCUCUUUGAAAAAGGACAGCUUUCACCCAAUGGGUGUUCUCUAAAGGACUGAAUCUUAAUGUGAGAUGUGCAGGCCUAACUUCAACUCAUACAGAACUUGUGUACUGUAAACCACACAUCCAUGUCAAGAUGUAUGUGAAAACGUGGAGUUACGCAUGUUGGUGUUAAGUUAAGAUCCAGCCCUAAAUGAUAAGGGAAGAUUCCACUUUCUUCUACCUGCCAUAAGCCAGGCCAGCGUUAGUUUCUACCAUACAUGGUGCUGACUGGUGUAAUUGGUAAGGAAAGUGCUUUCUAUUUUCAGUAUUAAACCUGGUUUCUGGGGAGCUGUGCCACUGUCCCACUGUAGUACCUGAAUAUUUAUAGUUAUUUUGCAUAUCGAACGAUGAUAAUUUUAUAUUGACUUCUUUGUAUUGUAUUAUAGCCUGAAUGCCAAACUGAUUCUUGUAAGCUACACUUUGAAGAAUGUCGGUAUCUGUUUUUACUGAUAUACUGCUGUGUUGUUUUGUUUGUCAGUGUAAAGCGGAUUCUCAUCUCAAGAAA
This is a messenger RNA of Oncorhynchus kisutch (coho salmon), 3599 nucleotides long. RefSeq names its product ATP-binding cassette sub-family C member 9-like. The transcript has 20 exons. Gene Ontology annotation, biological process: transmembrane transport. The record is from RefSeq and is a predicted model, not a curated record. Gene Ontology annotation, cellular component: membrane. Lineage: Eukaryota; Metazoa; Chordata; Actinopteri; Salmoniformes; Salmonidae. Gene Ontology annotation, molecular function: ATP hydrolysis activity; ATP binding; ABC-type transporter activity. The annotation marks the transcript as partial.